AUGAAAACGAAGAAGAAAUACAACUUGUGUAUUUUAAAACUUUUAAAACCAAAUCCACCGGAAUAUACACUUUAUGGAAUAUACUCUUAUGAACAAGAAGGUUGGGUAAGAAAACCAAAGGAAAACAUUGGGAAUAUGAUUGGAAAGAUCCCAAUGCACAAUACUAGUGUGACAACACCCUAUACUAAAAAUGAAAAAGAAACCACCUUGAAAUCAAGUAUAAGUAUUAAUUACACCAUAGAUAAAUGGCUAGAUGAGACCCCAAUUUUGCUAAAAAACCUGGUAGAUCAGGAUAAUGGGCCACUUAAGAAAGAUGAAGACAAUUUCACUAACCAACCAUGGUGGUUAGAGCCAUUGGAAACUCCAACAAAAAGACAUUAUGAAGAGUUUAAUAAUUACAAGAAUACUUAUCUGUGUAAUUCGGUUUGGUGGGAAGUUCCAAAUUCAUUUGAACAAAAUCUCUAUUUUCCCCAUCCCCAAAUGACGUAA
Messenger RNA from Dentiscutata erythropus, 489 nucleotides. Lineage: Eukaryota; Fungi; Glomeromycota; Glomeromycetes; Diversisporales; Gigasporaceae. The record is from the annotation of a GenBank genome assembly.